AUGGUCAUCCUCACGCUUCAGGCAUUUGCUGGCCUGUGGAUAAAUGCUUUCAUUGCUUUUGUACUUUGUAUUGCUUGGGUCAGAAAGAGAAGCUUUAACUCCGUUGAGAAGAUCUUGCUGUUUCUCGGAUGCUCCAGGUUUUGUUUUUUGUGCAUCACAUGGGUAUUUAACUUUCUUAAAGCAAUGUAUUCCUGGUGCUUCUUUAUUCACCCCAUACCUCAACUCCUUGUAGCUAUUCAAAGCUUUUUUGAAGCUUCCAACUUCUUGGUUUCUGCUUGUCUUUGUGGUUUCUAUUGCAUAAAAAUUGCAAAUUUCAGGCACACCUUCUUCACCUACAUGAAAGUAAAAAUUGACAGGAUUGUGCCAUGGCUCUUGUUGGGGUCAGUGCUUUUAUCCUUGGUCAUUGGCAUUCUUUCCUACGACAUCACUGAGAAAGCGCUCUAUAGCCACUUCAAUUCCACCACAGAACGAGAUUCACGAAAAUUGAGAGUAAGAAUGGAUGAACAUUUUUUGCCCAUGUUUGUCACCAUCGGCUUCAUAUCUUCUGCUGCAUUCAUGGUGGCUUUCUUUUCUGCCCUUCUCCUCCUCUUUUCUCUCUGGAGACACAAAAGCAACAUGCAGACAAAUUCUGCGAAGAACCUCAGUCUGGAUGCUCACAUCAAGGCCAUGAAAUCUGUUCUGCUUUUCCUCUUCAUUUACAUCAUUAACUUUACACGUUUGACCUUGACUAUGAUUUAUAUCACGAAGAAGGAUGAACAUGUGACAUUUGUCAUUUCAGUAUUUCAGUAUAUUUUUCCAACCGUUCAUUCCCUCAGUCUGAUUUUGAGCAAUCCCAAACUGGAAAAAACAUUGCUACAGACUCUGUCCUGCCUGAAAUGCAAGGUGUGCAUGAGGUAG
Molecule: messenger RNA, 897 nt
Organism: Apaloderma vittatum (bar-tailed trogon)
Lineage: Eukaryota; Metazoa; Chordata; Aves; Trogoniformes; Trogonidae
Product: taste receptor type 2 member 9-like
Exons: 1
Coding region: 1-897 (298 amino acids)
Biological process (GO): G protein-coupled receptor signaling pathway; sensory perception of taste; detection of chemical stimulus involved in sensory perception of bitter taste
Cellular component (GO): membrane
Molecular function (GO): G protein-coupled receptor activity; bitter taste receptor activity
Source: RefSeq, a predicted model, not a curated record